AUGGCAACCGAAGCAACAUCUACACAAGGGCCGGUCAAGAUUGGCACGCGCAAGUCUGUCCUCGCAAGAGUGCAGACUGACAUCGUGUGCAAGGAGCUGCGCAAAGCAUGGCCGGAUCGCAAGUAUGAGAUCCACGCCAUGAGCACCAUGGGCGACAACAACCAGACCACUGCUCUGCACGAGUUCAAUGCAAAGGCCCUCUGGACUCAUGAGCUUGAAGCUCUGCUCGAGAAGGGCGAUCUGGACUUGAUCGUCCACAGCUUGAAGGACAUGCCCACUCAGCUCCCUCCUUCAAUGAGCAUUGGAUGUAUCUUCCCUCGCGAAGACCCUCGCGACGCCCUCGUUGUCAAGCCCACUCUUCCCUACAAAUCCCUUGCCCAGCUGCCCGAAGGUUCCGUCAUUGGCACCUCCUCCGUCCGCCGCUCCGCCCAACUCAAGCGCCUAUACCCGAAUCUGAAGUUCGCAGACGUCCGUGGUAACGUCGGUACUCGUCUCGCCAAACUCGACAACCCUGAGGGCGAAUACACUGCCCUUAUCCUGGCCGCCGCAGGUCUUACCCGCCUGGGUAUGUCUGAGCGCAUCACCAGCUACCUCGAUAGUGCAUCGGGUGGCAUCUUGCAUGCAGUGGGACAAGGAGCUUUGGGCAUUGAAGUCCGCUCCGACGACGAGGACGUCAAGAAGUUGCUCUCGGCUGUCGGUGACGAGUGGACUACCCGUGCCUGUCUUGCCGAGCGCAGUCUGAUGCGCACUCUUGAGGGUGGCUGCAGUGUACCCAUUGGUGUUGAAACCGAGUGGGUGCGUAAGAAGACCUCACUGGGCACUACUGUCGGCACGGGUGUUGGUGUCGGCGCAAAGCCCGCAGCCGAGUACGACAAAUUCAGCGGUGUUGCCGUCACUGGACGCACUACUCAGGACGAGGGCGAGCACAAGGAGAGCGGCGUCGAGUUCACCGAGAACUUGAUCAUGCGCGCCAUCGUUGUCAGUCUGGACGGCAAGAGGCACGUCGAGACCGAGAUGCAGAGACGCAUUACUAACAGAGAAGAGGCGGAUGAGUUUGGCUGGGAUGUCGCAAAGAAAUUGGUCGAGCUCGGCGCUGAGGAUAUCCUCCAUGAUAUCAACCUGAACAGAAAGAUCAUCGAGGAGCAGGGUGACGCAUAG
Aureobasidium pullulans EXF-150 is the source of this 1158-nucleotide messenger RNA. RefSeq names its product porphobilinogen deaminase. Gene Ontology annotation, molecular function: hydroxymethylbilane synthase activity. Bases 1 to 1158 code for a protein of 385 amino acids. The record is from RefSeq and is a predicted model, not a curated record. The transcript is spliced from 2 exons. Gene Ontology annotation, biological process: heme biosynthetic process. NCBI's taxonomy places the organism in Eukaryota, Fungi, Ascomycota, Dothideomycetes, Dothideales, Saccotheciaceae. Gene Ontology annotation, cellular component: cytoplasm.